Molecule: messenger RNA, 480 nt
Organism: Clonostachys solani
Lineage: Eukaryota; Fungi; Ascomycota; Sordariomycetes; Hypocreales; Bionectriaceae
Source: the annotation of a GenBank genome assembly
AUGUCCAGCACCCCGUCAGCACAACAGCCCAGAGUGGGCACCGCCGCCAUCAUCUUCAAUGCAAAGAACCCAAGCCAGUUUCUCAUCGGGAAGCGCACGAGUAAAAGUCAUGGCACAGAUACGUGGCAAUUGCCUGGAGGCCACUUAGAUUUCAAAGAGGAGAUCGAGGAGGGCGCCGCCAGAGAGGUCAAGGAGGAGACAGACCUCGACGUCAAGGCCCUCGGAGUCGUGGCAACGACCAACGACAUCUUUGAGAAUGAGGACCCAAGCCAGGUCAAGCACUACAUCACGCUCUUUGUGGCCUGUGAUAUGUUGGAGGCGGAUGCCGUGCCGCGGAUCACAGAGCCCGACAAGUGCGCGGAAUGGAGGUGGGAGACCUGGGAGGGACUCAAGAGGCGGCAGGAGGAUGGCGAGGCUCUGUUUCUGCCUCUACAACACCUGCUAAGUAGGAAGUCUGGGCUCGAUCAACUAAGACGUCCG